This is a messenger RNA of Zymoseptoria tritici IPO323, 576 nucleotides long. RefSeq lists its product as uncharacterized. The transcript has 2 exons. Lineage: Eukaryota; Fungi; Ascomycota; Dothideomycetes; Mycosphaerellales; Mycosphaerellaceae. The record is from RefSeq and is a predicted model, not a curated record. Bases 1 to 576 code for a protein of 191 amino acids.
AUGUCUUCCUCACCACCCAACGCCACGGAAGCGGACACGACAGACGAAGAGGGCGCGUACAACCCCUUCCAAGACGAGCAGACGAUCAUCAGCUGGUGGGUCUUCACCAACACGGCGCGCCGGGAAAUUGAGGAGCAGCAGGCGAAACCACUCUACAAGCCCGAAACCACCGUGGAUCAGCUCAACGACAACAUGCCAAAGCAGCUGGUUCCAGUGAAGGUGCCGCAGGAGCAGCUUGAGGAAGAUGAAGCGAUCAACGCUGCUAUCAUUCGCAGCCACAAGCGUAUUGCUGAUGCUAUGAUGGGGGACUGUGACGUCUGCUAUGAGUCGCUGGCUACGAAGACGGGCUACCUGAUGCGAUGCGGCCAUGUGGCGUGUGUGGGGUGCAUGUUGAAGUGGCUGAAGGCCAGCCGCAACUGUCCAUCGUGCCGCAGAGAAGUUGAUCACGAUGAGUCUGUGCUCGUGCAGCUCGUCACUGCCGAUGAGGCGCGCGAGAGGGAGGUAUUUCUCAGGGACGAAGCUUCGAAGAACACCGAUGGAGGAGAGGCCGACAAGAAGGACUCGGAGGAAUGCUGA